CUUCUUUUUCUUAUUUAUAGACAUAGGUUAUUGUAAGGACAACAAACUGUUUUUUUUUUUUUUUUUAUUGUGAUCCUUGGUGAGAAUUGCAUGAAUUAGGAUUACUAAAUACGUAAUUAUUAGAUCUAGAUAUAUUUAAUCUUCUUCUGUAAACAGAUUUAUUAAAUUUCAUCAAGAUCAUUUGAUAUAUAUUGAUUUCAAUUAUAUGAUAUGAAUAAUUUGUAAUCAAUCAAAUGGCUGAAAACGAACUAAACCAGGUCCACGGCGAAACGGUGAUGCAAGAUGAUUAGUUGGAGCGUAGAAGGAUCUAGAAGACAUAAAAACCCUAGCCAACACUUGCUAUAUAACUCCCCACUUUCUUCCAUUUUUCUCUAAGCGUUCCUUCCUUUUCGUUCUGUUUUGGCAUCUUCGCUGCAACUCUCUACCUUCCCUCUUUUUCCGAAUCUGAAUAGAAAUGGCUUCGGAGACUGAGACGUUCGCUUUUCAGGCCGAGAUCAACCAGCUCCUCAGUCUAAUAAUCAACACCUUCUACAGCAACAAGGAGAUCUUUCUUCGUGAGCUCAUCAGCAAUGCCUCUGACGCUUUGGACAAGAUUCGAUUUGAGAGUCUUACAGACAAGAGCAAGCUUGAUGCUCAGCCAGAGUUGUUCAUUCACAUUAUUCCUGACAAGACCAACAACACAUUGUCUAUCAUUGACAGUGGUAUUGGCAUGACUAAGGCUGAUUUGGUGAAUAACCUCGGUACUAUUGCAAGGUCUGGGACCAAGGAAUUCAUGGAAGCCCUGGCUGCUGGUGCUGACGUGAGCAUGAUUGGGCAGUUCGGUGUUGGUUUCUACUCGGCUUAUCUUGUAGCUGAUAAGGUUAUUGUUACCACAAAGCACAAUGAUGAUGAACAGUAUGUCUGGGAGUCCCAUGCCGGUGGCUCAUUUACUGUGACAAGAGAUACAUCUGGUGAGAACCUUGGUAGGGGAACAAAGAUAACUUUGUUUCUUAAGGAAGAUCAACUUGAGUAUCUUGAGGAACGCCGUCUGAAGGAUUUGAUAAAGAAGCAUUCUGAAUUCAUUAGCUAUCCAAUUUCUCUCUGGAUUGAGAAGACUACUGAAAAGGAGAUUUCUGAUGAUGAGGAUGAGGAAGAGAAGAAGGAUGAGGAGGGUAAAGUUGAAGAUGUGGAUGAAGAUAAGGAGAAGGAGGAGAAGAAAAAGAAGACCAUUAAGGAGGUAUCUCACGAGUGGUCAUUGGUGAACAAGCAGAAGCCUAUUUGGAUGAGGAAACCUGAAGAGAUUACGAAAGAAGAAUAUGCUGCUUUCUACAAGAGUCUUACCAAUGAUUGGGAAGAGCAUUUGGCUGUUAAGCACUUUUCUGUUGAGGGUCAGCUGGAGUUUAAGGCUGUCCUCUUUAUCCCCAAGAGGGCACCUUUUGAUCUCUUUGACACCAGGAAGAAGCCUAACAACAUCAAACUGUAUGUCCGCCGUGUCUUCAUCAUGGACAACUGUGAGGAGUUGAUGCCUGAAUAUCUUAGCUUUGUUAAGGGUAUUGUGGAUUCUGAGGAUCUUCCUCUCAACAUUUCUAGAGAAAUGCUGCAGCAGAACAAGAUCCUGAAAGUCAUCAGGAAGAACUUGGUCAAGAAGUGCAUUGAGAUGUUCUUUGAAAUUGCUGAAAACAAGGAAGACUAUAACAAGUUUUAUGAAGCCUUCUCUAAGAACCUGAAACUUGGUAUUCAUGAGGAUUCUCAGAACAAGACAAAGCUAGCUGAAUUGCUCAGGUAUCACUCCACUAAGAGUGGUGAUGAGAUGACCAGCCUCAAGGACUAUGUUACCAGGAUGAAGGAAGGACAGAAUGACAUCUACUACAUUACUGGUGAAAGCAAGAAAGCUGUCGAGAAUUCCCCCUUCCUUGAAAAGCUUAAGAAGAAGGGAUACGAGGUUCUCUACAUGGUUGAUGCUAUUGAUGAGUAUGCUGUUGGCCAGCUUAAGGAAUUUGAGGGAAAGAAGUUGGUCUCUGCUACCAAGGAAGGCCUAAAACUUGAUGAGAGCGAAGACGAGAAGAAAAAGAAGGAAGAACUAAAGGAUAAAUUUGAGGGUCUUUGCCAUGUGAUCAAGGAUGUGUUGGGUGACAAGGUGGAGAAAGUUGUGGUGUCUGAUCGUGUUGUGGAUUCUCCUUGCUGUCUGGUGACAGGUGAAUAUGGGUGGACAGCCAACAUGGAAAGGAUUAUGAAAGCACAGGCAUUGAGGGACAGCAGCAUGGCUGGAUACAUGUCGAGCAAGAAGACGAUGGAGAUUAACCCUGAGAACCCCAUCAUGGAGGAGCUGAGGAAGCGAGCAGAUGCUGAUAAGAAUGACAAGUCUGUGAAGGAUCUCGUGCUCUUGCUCUUUGAGACUGCUCUUCUAACUUCUGGGUUCAGCCUUGAUGAUCCCAACACUUUCGGUAACAGGAUUCACAGGAUGCUGAAGCUUGGACUGAGCAUUGAUGAAGAUGCUGGUGAAGCAGAUGCUGACAUGCCUCCUCUUGAGGACGCUGAUGCAGAUGCUGAGGGUAGCAAGAUGGAAGAAGUUGAUUAAAUCUGACUUAAUUGCCUGUUACGUUUUUAUAAACAAUGAUUGGAGAAACAGUCUUUUUACUAUGUUUUAUGUUUUUUGAAUUUUCGAAAUUUUGGAACGUUGGCUAGUUAGGUGCCGUAUGUAGUAGUUUCUUUAUGGUAAAUUUGUGUCCGCUCCCUGGCCAAUGAAUUUGUGCUUUCUUCGUAUAAACGUGUAUGCUGAUUGCGGAAGUUUCAGUUCGGGAAUGAAAAUGUUUUUACUUUAGUGGAAUUAA
Messenger RNA from Glycine soja, 2810 nucleotides. Its product is annotated as heat shock cognate protein 80. The record is from RefSeq and is a predicted model, not a curated record. Lineage: Eukaryota; Viridiplantae; Streptophyta; Magnoliopsida; Fabales; Fabaceae. Bases 455 to 2557 code for a protein of 700 amino acids. Gene Ontology annotation, biological process: cellular response to heat; protein stabilization; protein folding. Gene Ontology annotation, molecular function: ATP-dependent protein folding chaperone; ATP binding; ATP hydrolysis activity. Gene Ontology annotation, cellular component: cytosol; perinuclear region of cytoplasm; protein-containing complex. The transcript is spliced from 3 exons.